UCUGCCGGGCUUCACACCACUGCAGGGAGAGGGAAGAAUCAGCAGGCAAGAAGAAAGGGGUAUACUCUGCACAUACCCAACUCUUUGCCUUGGACAUGCUUAGUAUCAAGCGGAAGCCAAGGGACUGAGGUCAUCUGUGGACUGUUUUCUGAGGGAACUGUGCAUCAUCUAGAUCUGCUGCCUGGGGGCACUAGAUUUACCUAUCUGCCCCGAACUGCGCUGGAAUCCACUAUGGUGUUCCAUGGGACACCACACUUUGAGAUCUACCAUGCCUCACUGGAACUUGUCGUUUUGCUUUAGUGUCUGAUGUGCUGCACCAGGAUCUGUUGGGCCUCCCCACUGCUGUGCUGUUGAGCCCCACAAGGUAGGAUGGUGUCAGGUGAGAGGAAGACUGCUGGGCCCAUCCUUUUCUGGACCUGUGACCAUGAAACAGAGCCUUGUGAGUAGGCCCGGGUGAGACUUGGGAGCCUGUGAACCCUGCACAGGUAGCUUUGGGCACCCCCAUGGCCUGGUCUGGGGAUGCAUGGUAUGGAGCCACAGCAAAAUGGAUCUGGCAAUCAGAGUGACCGGGCACCCGCCGAGCUCCCACACUCGCCACUUGGCACAGCACUCAUCCUGGUGGCCGUGCUGGUCAUGGCACUUGUAACCCUACUGGGGAAUGUGUUGGUAGUGCUGGCUGUGUACACCAGCCGGGCCCUCCGGGCCCCGCAGAACCUCUUCCUGGUGUCUCUGGCCGUGGCAGACAUCCUGGUGGCCACCCUUAUCAUCCCCUUUUCCUUGGCCAAUGAGGUCAUGGGCUACUGGUGCUUUGGCGGCUUUUGGUGCAGCCUCUACCUGUCGCUGGACGUGCUCUUCUGCACCGCCUCCAUCAUGCACCUCUGCGCCAUCAGCCUGGAUCGGUACUGGGCCGUCACCCGUGCUGCCCGGUACAACCUCAAAAGGAGCCCCCGGAGGGUCAAGUGGAUGAUUGGAACUGUCUGGGCCAUUUCUGCCUUGGUGUCCUUGCCACCGCUCUUCAAGUCAACGCACCAGGACCAGCUGUGCUUGCUGCACGACGACACCUGGUACGUGCUGGCCUCUUGCACUGCCUCAUUCUAUGCCCCCUGCCUCAUUAUGGUCGCUGUCUACUGCCGGAUCUACCACGUGGCCAAGCACAGGAACUCGGUGGUCCUUGCUGCAAGACGUAUCUCCUACCCCAACCUCAUCACCGCAGCCAAGUGUGACGCCCGCAGAGUGAGCACCCAGCCUGGGGAAGUGCAGAAUGCAGGCUCGGAGCACGGCCAGCUUCCCCACCCCCAGCCUGGCUUGCCCCGGCUCUCUCAGCAGUGGAAGGCAGAAGAGAUUGGCCACAACGCCAGGCCACAGAGGACCCCCAGGCUUUCCUGGUCAGUUCCCUCUAGCCGGCAGCAGCGCAGGAGUAGGGACAUGUCCGUCUCCACCAACCGGCUGGUGCAGGCAAGAGAACGGCGGUUCACCUUUGUCCUGGCUUUCAUCAUUGGGGCUUUCGUGCUCUGCUGGUUCCCGUUCUUCUUCACGUACAGCCUCGAGUCCGUGCUCGGGGAAGGCUGCUGCAUCUCCAAGCCUCUCUUCAAGUUCUUCUUCUGGAUUGGCUACUGCAACAGCAGCUUCAAUCCCAUCAUCUACACCGUCUUCAACCGGGAUUUCCGGCGGGCCUUCCAGCAGCUUCUCUCCCGUGCCGACCCACUUACAUGCAGGAAGUGAGGAGGACUCUUCUGCCAGAGGGCUGUUUGGGGAGGUGGGGAGAGGUGUAGGCAUGCAGGCUGGGGUUCUGGGGCCUGUGUACAAAGCAUCAUCCUGCGGCAACAGGUUGAGGCUGAGGAGCGGGAUAAUGUCGCUGCUGGUUUUGUGCUGAAAAAGCUCCUGCUGAAGUGGUAAAUCUGUGGCAUGAGUGGCACAGGCAGCCAGACACAUGUGACAUGAAGGGCUGGUGGGCCUGGUUAUGGCACAGAGAGUCAGGCUUACACAUGUCCUGCCUACCUCUCCUGUACUGUGCUGCUAGCCUGCUUACCAGCCCAAUAGGCAAGAGGCAAAGUACUGGUGCAUUGAGAGACAGGAGUAGACUGCUUAUGGGCCAGUGGAGUAGUGGUAACCUCUGAAGUCCAGGUGUGCUGUUCCUGGCAACCCCUCACAGCCAUCCCCAACACUGUACAACAGAAAUGAAUUUUUGGCUGAGGCUGACAUUUUGGCCUCAGUACCUCACCAGCUACUUUAACCUCUCCAUCUGCUCCUUCGUUUAAGAUAUCCAGUCUGAUGAAGAGUUCUAGUGGGCUCAAGAGCUUGCUCCCUAUCUUGUGACAUUUGGUUGGUUAUUUAAAAAAGGGACUUUGACUUUUUUUCCAAAAUAAAAGUGUUGACUUAACUCUUAAAGAUGCAUACGAAAUGAAAUCUACCUCUUCCUCUGCUUGGUUUAUUUAGUAGGUAGCUGGAUUUUGCAGGGGGUGGGGGUGGGGAGUGUACACAGAGGAUUGGCAAAUGGCACCCCAGUGAUGAAAUCAUCAUUCCGGCAAUGACAAAAGGGGUGUAGACUUCAUCCUUGCCCAUCCCUGCUUCACUGCUCAGAAACAGUGGUACUCCUCCUACUUUCAGCUUACCUUAUGGCAGACCUGCUAAAACAUUUGCCCAUCAUCACAGUAAAUUAAGCAGAUGUGUGCUCUGCAUCCUGCUACCUUGGUUUAGGACUGCCAAGUUACAGAUCCCGACAACCAUAGAGAUGUUCACGAAUCCCUGAAAUGCGCUCUCUAUUCCCAAAAGUUCUAGCCCACAAAAGCUUUGCUGCGCGCCUUUCUCCCAGCUGCUCUGCGGGAAGGAGAACAGCAGGAGGAAAAGGAUAAGGUCUGCCUUGGAAGAGAUUCUGUGAGGUGACUUGCUUCUGUAUUGGGGAUGGAGACAUACAACGGAUCCCUCUCAAAUGCUUUUCCUGCCUCAGGUCAGUGGCAUUUUGAGGGAAUCGUGGGCAUAAGUAAUAACCUAAAAAUGGCCUUUCUGAAUGUCCAUUUAGUGCAGGGGGUAGAUGACUUUUGUUCUGCCAGGGCCACGUUCCCUCAGGGGUAAUCUCUUGGGGACUGGCAUGUCAGUGGUGGGCACGACCAGAGUGAAAUGUGGAUGGGGCUAUCUCUCUCUCUCAUUCACCUCUUUCCAUCUCCUCCCACCCUAAUCAGGGGUCUGCUGAAGGAGAGAUAGAUAGCCCUUGCAGGAGUUCACAACGGUUCAUUUGCAGAGGGCUUUUGAAAUUAGACUGAGCCACCCCCACACCCCCAUUUCCCCAGAUUGUCCACCCUUGAUUUAGUGGACCAGUCCUCUGUCUGUAAACCUUGGCCAGCCAGAUGCCCCUGAGAAGCUUGCCAACAGGUCGUGAUGGCGAUAGCCCAGCCUAUUUGGCUUCAAUAUCAGUAGCCAGAAGCAUUACCACUGCCUCUGAAUGUUUCUCUGUCACCUUUGGGCCUGAGAGGCCGGGGUUUGGGCCUACACCUUCCCCAGAGAGAGCAGCAAUAAAGAGACGGCAGGCAAAGUCACUGGUGACCCAAGGGCACCAUGUACUGGAGCUGAAGUACUUGAGCAAAGGAUCAGCAUGUUCUAGUUCAUUCUCCCCUCUCUGUGUCCCCCACUUCCAUGAGUGACUUUGCAGAAAAGAAGACUUUCCUCUCAGUUGUGCACAGUGCGGAGUUUCCUUCCUGCAAGGUCAAGGUUAGUGCUGGUGGAACCCCUGGAAUUGCUGCAUCUCCUCUGCCUGCCCCCUUUGUUCGGCAAUCACGUUUUAGUUUUGGGAUGUCUGCCUCUGCCUCAGUUAGUCUGUUUUGCUGAUCCGAGGGGAGCUGGGCAAAGCCAAGAGGGAGGCCGGAUGCUGAAUCAGCCAUCUGGCUCUGGGAAACAGAUAUUUACCCCUGAUCCCACUGCUGGUCAGAUGCCAGCCACUGAAAAGUGGGUUUCCGCUGGCCAGCCACAGGGAGCAAAGCUCUGGGGAUAUUUGGCUUUGGGGGGCGGCGGCAGGAAUCCCUUGUUUCCUGCGUGGAAUGACAGUUAUUGGGUGUUUGUGUUGCUUCCCCCAGCUGUGUUUCCUCCACUAUUUAGAGUUGUAGUCAGGAGAGGAUCCAGUAUUUCAGAUGUGUGUAUGGGGUUGGGAGAAAGGUUGUGCAUGCAGCCAGCUACUUUGGGGGUCUCUGGCUAUAUCUCUUAUUCUAGUUUGUAGCAAUUAGUUCCACAGGUUGGAGCUGGUGCCACAGCACAGCAGCCUGCUCUUUGUAAUGCACCCAACCCAACUAUCAAUUCCAGGAGCCUACUUCCUAUUCCUCAACACACAACAUAGUUCCAAACAUCACCACCCCUUGAAUGCUGGCCUCAGGUACCAGGCUGCUGCUGUAUAAACAGACUGUAUAGCUAGAAUUUCCUCUUUCCCCUGACCUUUUGAUAGCUAUGUGGCAGACAGGCAUUCAACAGGUGUAGCUUUUCCAGGCAUGGUGAGAAGGGGAAGCUAUACUUAUUUAACUUCUGCUUUUUCUGUUAAAGUGAGUAGAGUCUCUCUAAGGGAGAGUGGGGAAAGGUGGCAACCUUAGUACUGAAGGAUGUGUCCCAAAUUGUACUUUCUCCUGACAGGGCCUCUGGUGGGGUUUUUUUGUGUGUGUGAUUCCCCUUAACUAGGUGCCUGGUGUGUAUUUGAAAGUUUUACAUGUGUAAAUUGCUUUCCUAUCAACCUGCCUCUUCCAUGUUUUCAAGUGAUCCUAUGGUUGGCUAAUGUAAGAACCAAGCCUCAAAUUCCUAGCAGAAAUGAAUUAACAAUGAUGAACACCACUCUCUUACCACACAUACAUACACAUCAGUGUGGGAACAGGACUGCAUAGUUAGUCCCCCUAACUUUACCUAUUAUCUAACUAUAGAGACAAACAAAUUAAUAGCUCACAUAAAAACAUCUUCCCAGAAAACAGCAACUCAAGGGUGGUGGCAAGGCAGAAAG
This is a messenger RNA of Zootoca vivipara (common lizard), 4969 nucleotides long. Its product is annotated as alpha-2Da adrenergic receptor-like. The record is from RefSeq and is a predicted model, not a curated record. Gene Ontology annotation, cellular component: plasma membrane. Gene Ontology annotation, molecular function: epinephrine binding; alpha2-adrenergic receptor activity. Lineage: Eukaryota; Metazoa; Chordata; Lepidosauria; Squamata; Lacertidae. Gene Ontology annotation, biological process: G protein-coupled receptor signaling pathway.